Molecule: messenger RNA, 1295 nt
Organism: Odobenus rosmarus divergens (Pacific walrus)
Lineage: Eukaryota; Metazoa; Chordata; Mammalia; Carnivora; Odobenidae
Gene: MEA1
Product: male-enhanced antigen 1
Exons: 4
Coding region: 114-638 (174 amino acids)
Biological process (GO): spermatogenesis
Source: RefSeq, a predicted model, not a curated record
GUGAAGGUUUGGGUUCAGCCGCGGGCUCCGAGCGGGAGACCACAAGAAACUGGAUGAGGGGCUGAAGGUGGACCUAAUUUCAUCCGAUCCCUGUCCUUGCAGCCCCUGCCCGGAUGGCAGCAGUAGUUCUAGGGGGAGACACCAUGGGCCCCGAGCGUAUCUUCCCCAAUCAGACUGAGGAACUAGGGCCGCACCAGGGCCCUGCGGAAGGCACUGGGGACUGGAGCAGCGAGGAGCCUGAGGAAGAGCAGGAGGAAACGGGGGCAGGCCCAGCUGGCUACUCCUAUCAGCCCCUGAACCAAGAUCCUGAACAAGAGGAGGUGGAGCUAGCACCGGUGGGGGAUGGAGAAGAUGUAGUUGCUGAUAUUCAGGAUCGGAUCCAGGCCCUGGGGCUUCAUUUGCCAGACCCACCAUUAGAGAGCGAGGAUGAAGAGGAGGAGGGAGCUACAGGAUUGAGCAAUCACAGCUCCAUUCCCAUGGACCCCGAACAUGUGGAGCUGGUGAAAAGGACGAUGGCUGGAGUAAGCCUGCCUGCGCCAGGGGUUCCUGCCUGGGCUCGGGAGAUAUCAGAUGCCCAGUGGGAAGAUGUGGUACAGAAGGCCCUUCAAGCCCGGCAGGGGACCCCAGCCUGGAAGUGACUAGCCUGAGAGCUGCCUUAUCUCCCUGCAUUCCAGGCCAGAACCAGCACAGGACUGAACACAUCCCUGGUUGUAACGUCCAUCUCCAUCUUUCCCAUCUCCCUUUCCACAUCAAGGCAAAUCAGACUUCUUCUCAGAGACCCACUUUAUUCAGUUCUGUACAUACGGGGACAUCGGCCCAAGCCCAACCCAUCUUAGCAUGUAUCACUCUGUGGAGAAUAAAGCACCCUAUGUACACAGCCAAAAGCUGUACCGCCUGGGCCCCUGGGACCUGGGUCUGGCCCUCCUCAGCCCCUCGCCCCUCCAAGGUGUCCAAAAGGGACAAGUGGGGGCCUGCCCAUCACCAGCAUAAACAAGGAAAUAAAUAGGUGUUCGGGGAGCCAUGCUUGGGGCACUGCUCCCUGCUUCCUCCUAGCUUUGGGAACCAACAGCACAGGAAAGCAGUCAACCCCAGGGUGGUCCCUUGCAUGUCUGUAAUCCCAGGGCUGCUGCUCACCAUAGAGGGGGCACAGGGUAGGGUGUUUGUUCACCCCCUUCUCUUGGUCCAUCUGGGCCCUGUAUUCAUCACCUGUGGUCCAUAGCCUAUGCUUUUCUCCUUUUGACCUCCCACGUUGUCUUGGUCAGGCAGGGGGUAAAAGAAAGUAAUUCAACCCCAUC